AUGGCGGACAACGACGAUGACAAGAACAGCCCUAAACCAUCCAAUUCUGAGCUUAUGGCCAGCGCCAAGGUGAUGUCGGAUGCGGUCAUGGGCCAGGAGACCGACAUGGGCAAGAUAGCUGGUGCAGCCGCAGACGUUCUAGACGCCGCGGCUGCUUAUGGAGUCAUAGAUGAGACACAAGGGAUAGGGAAGCUUGCGGACCAAGCAGAGGGUUACCUCCAUAAAUAUGAAACAACCCACUCCACCACAGUCACCAAAACCGACGCUUCCGGCAACCAGACCAGCGAAACCACCACCACAACGAGCACCACUGCUCCAGCAGAUGAUGCUGAUAAAUAA
This is a messenger RNA of Helianthus annuus (common sunflower), 339 nucleotides long. RefSeq names its product nodulin-related protein 1-like. Gene Ontology annotation, biological process: response to heat; regulation of abscisic acid biosynthetic process. The record is from RefSeq and is a predicted model, not a curated record. Bases 1 to 339 code for a protein of 112 amino acids. NCBI's taxonomy places the organism in Eukaryota, Viridiplantae, Streptophyta, Magnoliopsida, Asterales, Asteraceae. The transcript has a single exon.